Messenger RNA from Symbiodinium necroappetens, 472 nucleotides. The record is from the annotation of a GenBank genome assembly. NCBI's taxonomy places the organism in Eukaryota, Dinophyceae, Suessiales, Symbiodiniaceae.
GCUGACAGAAACCGGGGAGCUUGCUGUGGAAAGGUUAGCAGAGGGGCUCGAGAUGCUCGAGGGUGUCGGCUGUGACAAGGAGUGGAUCCAUGAAAUUCUCCGAGACCAGUUCAAUGGGAGGUCAUUCCUGGACCGCUCUGACUUCUACGACUUUGUGAACAUGUACCGCAACCAACGGUUCACAUUCAUGCGGAAGAUCUUCAGCGAGGUGGAUCAAGAUCACUCUCAAAGCGUGUCCCUCCAGGAAGUCGUGCAGCUACUGGGGCGCAGGGGCAUCACGCCCGUCCUGAGCUGUGUGGAGCGGAUCUUCCGGGAAGUCACAGGCGAGAGUGGGCUGCGAGAUUUGACGUUCGAGGAGUUUGUGAAGAUCUACGAUGUGGUUCAAGCCCGAGCUGGCUUCUCCGAGUAUGACCUUGUGAGGCUGAAGAAAGUCUGGAGCCGAUAUGACCGCGAUGGCAACCAGCUCCUCUCC